Molecule: messenger RNA, 4194 nt
Organism: Argiope bruennichi
Lineage: Eukaryota; Metazoa; Arthropoda; Arachnida; Araneae; Araneidae
Exons: 4
Coding region: 969-1919 (316 amino acids)
Source: RefSeq, a predicted model, not a curated record
ACCCUUGACUCACAGCUGCUGUCAAAAUUUACUGUGACUGUUUCAAGGUAAAUAAUGAAAUUCGGAAAUACGUGAGCUGAUCUUGUAAUAUUCACUGCACACUAUGCCAAGUGAGUGACGCAACAAGCAACGUGAAAGGUAGAUGAGCUUUUUUCUGCUGUUUAUUAAAACUUUUUUUACGCAUGACUUGAAGAACACCGCGCUCUAAAAGAGAGUGACCUACUUCACAAAGAAAGGAUCUAAGCAAACGAGUGUGAUGUUAAGUUACGAAGGAACAGGAACAAUAAAGUAAAUGGAUAUAACAUGGCAAAAAAACAAUAGCCUGAAUUAUCAAGGAAAAAUAAUCACAUUAAGCUGUAGAAAUGAACUACCGUUUUUGAUUAGUCAUCUGAAUCGAGGACUCUGAAAGAUGCUUUUGCCUAUCAUCUGCUUCUGACUGUACAUUUUUCUUAUCAGUUAUUUUGCUUAUACGCUAGCAAAAUGCCAGAUAUUAGCACAAUCACGCUGUUAAGAUUACGUUUAUUCUGAAAAUUUUUGAGUCCCGUUAAUGCUUUGAGUUUAUUGAAUUGCUUUCAUCUUUCCCAUAAAAUUCAUAACUUUAUUUAUUAAAUUACUUUAUAUGUGCUUCAUUACUUUAUAAUUUAAGAUUUAUUACUUUAUUACUUGGCAUUUUAAUUUCUGUACAAAGAGUUUCAUCCUGAUCAUGAUCGAUUUCAAGAACAAAACUUCAUGCACCAAUUUGAUCCAGAACUUCUCAACAAAUGGUGUAUUUGAAAUAAACCAGACGAUUUCAAAUAAUCCGGCAAAACUGACAAAAUAAUGAACAGUGCAAAGAAGGAGAAAUGAUUUUCCUGUAGAUGUGUCUGAAAAAGCAGUUAUACACCCGAAGUGGGCUGUGACGAUGAAAAAGAUUCUCAACAAUAUCUUUGCUGUGAUCGAUAGAUAACACGCACACAAAAUAAAGCAAUAUGGUUGCCUUACUUUUGUUCAUGGUUGCCACAGUGGUGGCUCUAGUACUGUUUGACUGGUAUGAAGAAGAGCAUUCGAACCAGCAGCAGAAUUCUCGUCCUUUCACAGAUGAACCUCGUGCCGAGCGAUACUACACCAGUUGCAGUAUUUUCACUGUGCUAGGUUUCACCAGGGAAGAAAUUAAAACUUUCACUGCCUUCAGGGACCAUUUUCGAAGCUAUGCUGAAGUGACCAGUGCCAUGCGGAGGGCUGGUCUGGAAAGAAUGCGUCUCAUCGUGGGCAUAGACUUUAGUGCCAGCAAUGAGUGGCAAGGACGAAGGACUUUCAAAGGUGAGCUGCUUCAUGCCCUGAAAGGCUCGGCUGUGUUUAACCCGUAUCAAAAAGUUCUGCACACUUUGGCCCCGGCUUUCACCCCAUUCCUGCACAAUCAGCCCAUCCACGCCUAUGGGUUUGGCGACGUUCGCACAAAAGAUUACGACGUCUUUCCCUUAAAACCAUCCGGACCUGCAUGUGUGGAUUUAGAAGAUGUCCUGGACGCUUACAACCAUAGUGCGCGAAGAGUGCAACGAAGUGGCCCCACGACCCUCGCACCCAUUAUUCGUCGUGCCACGGACAUUGUCCGGCGCACGGGCAUGUUUCACAUCCUGUUGAUCGUGACAGAUGGUCAAAUGAGACCGGACGAGACGCACACGCGCCACGCCCUAGUGGAAGCAUCCAAAAGCGCCCUCAGCAUCGUGGCUGUAGGAGUCGGGGACGGGCCUUGGCGAGCCCUCGAAGAAUGGGACGAACGAGUGCCCGACCGGGUCUUCGACAACUUCCAUUUCGUCAACUAUCACCAUGUGGUCAGAUCGGCAAGGAAUGCAGAAGCGGCGCUGGCGCUGCACGCCCUCAUGGAGAUUCCAGAUCAGUACCAAACGAUUUUGAGGUUAAAUUAUUUGACGAAAUAUUGAUUCGAGUAAUUAUGUGAACUGCUUUCUUUCUGCCCAGUGCAAUAAUCUUUUUUUUUUUUUUUUUUUCCUAGCUUGAGAUGAGUAUCAAAUGACGAAUUUUGAAACAUAUUUUUUCUUGAUUUUUUUAAUACUCUCUCCUCGAAUUAAAGUAAAUGAUAAGAUAUAGUCUAGUCAUGGUUUUUCAGUAUUUUAUGCUUUCUGCACUUUUAGAAUUCAUGCUUGAAAUAUUACGUUCUUAUAAAAAAAAAUUAUUGAUAUAUAUGUAUGCAAAGAUAUCUGAGGAAGAAAAAUCAAAAUGUACAAACAAAUUUUAUAUUUAAAAAUUAUUACUCAAAUAAGGAUAAAAGUGGAAGUGCAAAUCACAGCUAGUUAUAAAUAAUUUAUUUAUAUAACUAUUAUUAAACUCCCUAACUGUUAUAUAUAAUGUCUAACUGACAAAUAUGAAUUUUUUUAAUUUCAUGCUUUAUGAUGCAUUGUAGUAUCUCCAUUUUUUUUCACUCAUCCCUAUUCCUCUUGACAUGUAUCAUUUUCUUGAAAAGGUUUUGCCACUCUGAAAGAAAAAUGUGCUACAAUUUGUACUAGAUUAAAUAAGGAUGUAAGCCCUUUAUUUUUUGGUCACAAAUAUGAUGGUAAUGCUUACAUCUCUCCCAUUUUAGAAUUUUAAUAAGAGAAAGUAAUGCUGAUAAACAUCCCAGUUUGAAAUUUUUUGUUACCGUGUAACAAAAAAAAAAAAAAAAAACGUUAGCUAUUCAACUCAUCUCUUAUUUAUCAUUAAUAAAUACUACAUUCUCCUUCAAACAAACAAGGGGGGAAAAAACUACUUUGUACAUUUUAUAUUAAUGUUAACAAAUGCUGAAGAAGUCCUGAAUUGGAUGACUAUGUUUGUGUUUAUUGCAAAAAAAAAAAAAAAAAGACUUAUGUUAUAUGUAACUGUCUUCCCCCAAACUGCAAAACAAAUAGUAAAGGAGUCACCCUAUUAUAUUAAUAUCUAGUGAAAGCAUAACUGUGCAGCAUCAUGUUGAUAGUAGUUGCAAGUUUAUUAAAGAGAAGUAAGUGCUAUUGAAAUUUGAAUGCCAUUAAGCAUUUUCAAUACAAAUAUAUAUGCAAUAAAUUAAGCCUCAGUUAUACUUCCUUUUUUUUUAACCCAUGAAAAAAAGAUAUCCAUCUCUCCUGUAUUAAGAAGCAGCUUUAAAUUCCAGUUCUUUCUUGUUUUAAACUUAUGGAUUUCCUAUUAUUAAUAUUUUUAAAAGAAAAAAAUAAUAUUCAGUCAUUAUGUGGUUAUUAAAUUUAAACUCUGCUUUUCUUUACAAAUUCAAUAUGUAACAAGCAAAACUUACUAGAGCAUUUAAAAUAAUUAAUUAAAAUAAAGGGAACUAAUAAAAAAACAGUUUUAUCUUCUAAACUGAUAUGGACAGAGAAAAAAAAAAAAAUGUGAAAUUUCUAACAAGAAAAUUAUUUGAAAUUCACUAUACUAAAUUAGAGCUUUUUUGCAUUUGCAUUCUCUGUUUUUUUUUCAUUUAAAAAAAAAAGUAAAAUGCUUUAUGUUACAAGAAAAAGCUAGGAAAUUUAAAUAAUGAAUGAACAAUAUUUAAAUUAAGAUAUGAAUUCCAUUACUAUGUAUCACCCAGUUAUUAUUUGAAUCAAACAUGAUAAUUAUUUAAACACAAAAUCGUUAAACUUUUAAUGGAACAGUUAUGGUUUGGUCUGCUUUUAAUCGCAUUUUAUAUGAAAUAUAUUUGAAUUGUUUAUAUGUAAUAUAUAUAUAUUGUAAUGUUGCUUGCUAUCUUGAUGUAUAUAUUAAAAUAUCUUAAAUUUGUAGGAUUUUUUUUUCUCCUGUAUCAGCAUAUAGUUUUGCAUUUCUCAAAAAAAUAUCAUUUUUUCAUGUCAAUUUAAAUGAGUUGAGUAGUACUUUGAGUAUUUAAUCAGUUUUUUUAUGCUAUCCUGUUAUAAAGUAGAAUGUGAAACGAAAACAGAACAAUAUAAAGUAAGAAAUUUGAACUUUUAAAACCCUACUGAUCGAGAAAUUUCGAAUAGAAAUUAGAAUUAAUUAGUUAUAUUUAGUACUAGCUAUUAAUAGAUUAAAUAGCGUAGAUCAGUCAUAAUCUAUUGAUUAAAAAGACCUAAUUUUGAAUUUUCACACUUUCAACUUUAAAAAAACUAUAUGCUGUUAUUUUAUUACAUAGAAAUAGAGGGAAAAAAAUAUACACUGGAGAAAUUGACUAUUUUUUUAACUGUAACAAAAUUAGAUUCUGCAAAAGGAUAUCAUAAACUCUAA